This is a messenger RNA of Penicillium salamii, 1383 nucleotides long. Lineage: Eukaryota; Fungi; Ascomycota; Eurotiomycetes; Eurotiales; Aspergillaceae. The record is from the annotation of a GenBank genome assembly.
AUGAAGACCAACACCUUGCUUUCCUUGUUGGGACUUUCCAGCGGCGCCUUGAGCGCUGCUGUGAGCAAAAGCAACCAAGAACCUUAUGGAUACAAGUCCGGCUCGAAGGAGUCCGUUGCCAACAUGAAAGACAAGAUUGAGAACGUGGUGUGGAUUAUCCUUGAAAAUCGUGGGUUUGACAACAUCCUCGGCGGUGUCAAGAAAGAAGGAUUAGACAAUGUCGUCAACAAUGGUCCCUUCUGGAAUCAAGAGAAUCUCAAUGAUACCAAGAGCAAGAAGUGGUACAGUCAGUACAAAGAUUACGACUCGGUCAUUCAUGACCCCGAUCAUUCGGUCACUGGUGUCAACUUUGAACUCUAUGGUACCUACAACCCCGACAACGAGGCCAUUGCCAACGGUACCUUGAAGCCAAAUCUAGGAGGCUUUGUCAACCGUCAGAUGCAGGCUUACCCCAGUAUCUCAGCCCAGCGAGCCACUGAUGAGGUAAUGGGUUACUACUCGGAAGAUGAGAUCCCAACUCUUGUCGAUCUGGUCGAUGAAUUCACCACAUUCAACUACUGGCACUCUUGUGUCCCUGGUCCUACCAACCCGAACCGUCUUUGUGCGGUCUCCGGUACCGCCGAUGGUCACGGCAAAAAUGACGAGAGCUUUGAUGUUUCCGGUGUUGACACAUCCAGCAUCUUCCAGGUUGCCUCGGAGAAGGGUAUCUCGUGGCGCAACUACGACGGUACCAAUGGUGACUUCCUGCCCGAUUCCAUGUUCUUCAACUGGACAGCACAGAACGCCAAGAGCAAUGUCGUACCUCUCGAGAACUUCUACCAAGAUGCCUACCUCGGACUGCUGCCUCAGCUGUCAUACAUCAACCCAUCCUGCUGCGGACUGAACACCAACUCCAUGCACCCCUCUGGCAAUGUUUCCUUCGGCCAAGUCCUCCUGAAGCAGGUCUACGAUGCCGUCCGCACAGGACCACAGUGGGACAAGACUCUUCUCCUCAUCACCUUUGAUGAAACAGGUGGAUUCUUCGACCACGUCGCUCCACCUCUUGCCGUGCGCCCAGAUGACAAGACUUACACCGAGACUGCUGCUGAUGGCAGUGAGUACACCCUCAACUUCGACCGUCUGGGUGGUCGUAUGCCCACCUGGUUGGUGUCUCCCUAUGCUCCUCGUGGUCACGUUGAGAACUAUGGAACCGAUCCUGUCUCUGGGGAAUCAACCUCGUACAGUGCCACUUCGGUGCUGAAGACUCUUGGUUACCUAUGGGAUCUCGAGGACAUGAGCCCUCGUGUGCAGCAUUCUCCUGCAUUUGACCAUCUUAUCGGCCCUAAGGCGCGUUCUGCGCCUGGUGUCCUUAAGAACCCCCACACUUUCCCCGAUGCUAUUUGA